UCAGCUUUCGUGUUAAUAAAUUAGUGCCCAGUCUACUCGUUUAGUUGUAGAUAUAUAAAUUACGUGCACGGGUAAUUUGUGUAUAAUCGUUUUUGAAUGAAUAACAAUGCUUGAGCAAAUGAAGAUGCCAGUUCUGGAUGAGUUCAAAGAGCAUUGCGUUUCCACCAAUAUGAGCAGUUUCCAUACAAAGGUUGCAGAGUCAUACAGAACUCAACCAUUCUUACCUGGAAACUACAGUUCUGCUAUAAAAGAGUUGCCACCGCUAGACGACAACAACAACAACAAUAACAACAAUAUCGCAAAAUAUUCACCAAGAUCGCAGGAGCAUAUAAAUUUCAAUGAUACAAGAAUACCUCCAAAUACAGCGACGCAAAAACCAUUUUCAACGCAUGAUGUUUUUAGCUCGACGUUCGCGACGCCGUCAUUUGGAAAAGAUGGCAUGUCGUUACCUAACACUUAUAGUAAUAACACACAAAAUUUCACGUCAAUGAACGCUGCUUUAUCGUCUCCGACGAGCAUAAACAAUAACAUAACGAAAAGUUUGUCGUCGACUAGUUCUCUGGAAAAACAAACGAGCGACGAAGAAGACGAUGAUGACGAAUCAUCGCAAAUGAAAGGAAAGGGAGGCAAAUUACCCAGAAAGCCUCGUACCAUCUUCACCAGUCAACAACUUCGAGAACUGAAUCGUUCUUUCGAAAGGACACAUUAUUUAUCACUACCAGAACGAGCUGAACUUGCGCAUGCGCUGAACUUAACGCAAACCCAAAUCAAAAUUUGGUUUCAAAACAAAAGAUCGAAAUUCAAGAAAAUCAUUAAAGCCAAUGGUGGUCAAAUGCCACCACCAUCCAGUUUAAUGUCACCUGGCAACCCAGCCAUUUGGCCGGAAUACGCUAAAGGUGGUUAUGGUGGUGCACCAAUGGCUCCACAUAUUAGUCCAUUUUCUCCUGUUACGACACAUAGUUCUGGUACAAUGCCACCAGAUCCUUGGUAUUAUAGAAUGGCUUCUGGAUGCUAUGGCUCUCACGAGAGCAUGUUCCAAUACCCAGGAGGCCCCCCAGACAUGAGAACUGGUACAACAAGACCGAACUUCUCUUUUCAUAUGUAAAUUCUACUAAAUUAAUACCCAGUCUUUUUAUAUAUUCACAUUCAACGUGAGAGAUAUAAAGUACUGGAAAUUAAAGCGUGAUAUUUUAGGUUUUAACUACUCUUGAAGAAUCUAGUGUUUUUUAUUUUUAGUGUUAUGAAUGAAAAAUUUGUAUAUAUGUAUAUAUUUUAACAAUUAAUUUUUACAAA
This is a messenger RNA of Hydractinia symbiolongicarpus, 1293 nucleotides long. Its product is annotated as homeobox protein Dlx1a-like. The transcript is spliced from 3 exons. NCBI's taxonomy places the organism in Eukaryota, Metazoa, Cnidaria, Hydrozoa, Anthoathecata, Hydractiniidae. Gene Ontology annotation, molecular function: DNA-binding transcription factor activity, RNA polymerase II-specific; RNA polymerase II cis-regulatory region sequence-specific DNA binding. The record is from RefSeq and is a predicted model, not a curated record. Gene Ontology annotation, biological process: regulation of transcription by RNA polymerase II. The coding region runs from base 107 to 1105 and encodes 332 amino acids.